UGCGUUGUACGUCUCCGGCCAUUUUCUCAACGACCAGCAGUAAAAGCGGUUUAUCCUGGAAUAUAGAUAGCAGAUAGAAGUUGCUUGUUUGUAACCGUUAAUCCAAUCGUGUGUGCUAGUUUUCUGGUGCGUGCGUGUAUCAAAUCCAACUCUGUUUCGUCGACAAAUCCCCCCUAUAUUAGGCCCGCGUACAGCGCAACCGGAAAUUGCAACCCACCAACCGUGUCCCGUGUAUGCGAGUGCAAAUCGUGCGUGAUCGAGUGUAGCUUCACUUGCGAAAAACGAAAGAAGAAAAGUAUCCUUUGUGUAUAGUGUGUGUACGGUUUCCCCGAAAGAAAGGAACCACCAAACGUUUAGUGUGAACAAAAAACCUCCAAAUCGUGUCGUUCGAAGUGUCCAUCUUAUUUUCAUUGGCCAUCUUGCAACCAAGGCAAGCUAUUCUUCGCCCGAGGAUAAAGUAAUCCCUCGUCUCGACAGCUAUCAUCCGCGAGCCUCGCUUUUUUCAAACGCAUAAUCAGCAAGAUGACUGAAACGACAGAAGCACCAGUCGUUGCACAGACCGCCGAAACGAAGACACCGUCGCCCACGACCGAGACGGCAGUCGUCACGCCGGCAGAGAACGGUCAUGCCGAGGGCGGCGAUGCGAAAGUGGCUGCCGCUGCGGGCGAAGAACAGACCAAUGGUGCCGCGACCCCGGACGAGAAGGCCAAGGCCGAGGAGAAGAAGGAGGACCCACCGAAGGAGAUGCGCGCUGUCGUGCUGACCGGUUUCGGUGGUUUCAAGAACGUGAAGAUCCUGAAAAAGCCCGAACCGUCGCCCCAGGCCGGCGAGGUGCUGAUCCGCGUCAAGGCAUGUGGACUGAACUUCCAGGAUUUGAUGGUCCGACUCGGUGCAAUUGAUUCGCCACCGAAAACUCCAACCAUUCUUGGUUUCGAAUGUGCCGGUGAAAUUGAAGCUGUCGGCGAGGAGGUCGAAGGUUUCAAGGUUGGCGAUCGUGUCGUGGCCCUGCCGGAAUUCCGGGCCUGGUCCGAGCUGGUGGCCGUCCCGACCAAAUACGUCUAUCACAUUCCGGAGGAGAUGACAUUCCAGGACGCUGCUGCCAUCGUGAUGAACUAUCUGGUCGCCUACAUUCUCAUCUUCGAUCUGGUGUCGUUGCGCGAGGGCAAGUCGAUGCUGCUGCAUUCCGUCGGUGGCGGUGUGGGUCAAGCCAUCGUACAGCUGGUACGCACCGUGCCGAAUGUAACCAUUUUCGGUGUUUGCUCGAAAUCCAAGCACGAAGCCUUGGCCGCGACCGGUCUGAUUGAUCAUCUGAUCGAUCGUUCCGACUAUGUCAACGAGGUCCGGAAGAUUACGACCGAAGGUGUGGACAUCGUGAUGGAUUGCCUGUGCGGUGAGGAAUGCAACCGUGGUUAUGGGCUGCUGAAGCCGAUGGGCAAAUACAUCCUGUACGGUUCCUCGAACGUUGUCACCGGUGAGACCAAGAGCUUCUUCAGCGUUGCUCGUUCGUGGUGGCAAGUGGAUAAGGUAUCGCCGAUCAAGCUGUUCGACGAAAACAAGAGCUUGGGCGGUUUCAAUCUGCGCCAUCUGCUGUACCAGCAGGACGGUUCCGAGUACGUUCGCUCGACGGUGGACAAGAUCUUCGGUCUCUGGAAGGAGGGCAAGGUAAGGCCGGUCGUUGAUUCGGCCUGGGCGCUUGAGGACGUGGCAGAGGCAAUGCAGAAGAUGCACGAUCGCAAAAACAUCGGUAAACUGGUGCUGGAUCCGUCGAUGGAACCGAAACCGAAGCCAGCCACUCCGGCCAAGAGCAAAUCGAAGAAACAGGCAAGCGAGGACAAGGGUGGCAAGAAGGACAAGGAUGAUGAUAAGAAGACGGGCGAGAAUGGUAGCGGUGAUGAGAAGAAGGAAGGCGGUGAUGUAGCCGAAGAAGCUAAGACGAACGGUGAUGCGGAGGAAGGUGGUGCGGCCCAGGUGAACGGAGAUGGCGCUGCAGAGAAGAAGGAAGAACCAGCAGCAGUUGCCGCCACCAAUGGGGAUGCAACGGAGAGUGAAAAAAAGGAAUCGAGUUGAACGGUUAGCAGCAGUACAUCCGCCACAACCUAGAAGCAUUGCAAACAACAACAAGCACAACUAUCCCGCAACCCAUCAUUGAAAUAUAUUUUACCCGUUUUUACUUCCACUGAUACACCUUUACGCCACCUAACAUUGCCCAGCAAAUGGUGGUUUGCUGCCGAAGUGGUGAUAAUAUAGGUGCGCCGGGCGAGUGGUAUUCGGUGUCUCGUAUGCCACGCGUGUUAUCAUCACUAUCCUUUCUCCCACUAGCGUCGUCACCAGGAAUUGCAACGAGAUAUGAGCAGCAAACAGCAAACUAAAUAUAUUAUAAAUAUAUCUAAUGGCAAGCAAGCAUACGAAAAGUCAAACAGCAAACAUCUAUUAACUACCAAACUGCAUCAAUCUAUAGCUAACACAGCUGCGCGACUACAAUAAAUGUCCGCAGGAAGUAAUAAGUAAUGAUCAUUCGACCUAUUGCAUAAAGCAAAUCAGUAUCAUGCGGUGGACGUGAGCAAAAUCUGUACGACAGUAAAUGAACGGACGAACGAAAGACCAUUCAAAGUCAUUGUUUAGGUUUCGAACAAAAAUGUAAAUCGCGGUAGUGGAAGUUAUUGCUUUCUUCACGAUACAAAAAGUGUUCAUCCAAAAAAAAAAAGCUAUGCAAUUGGUUUUGUGUGAAAGUUGAUCUCAUGCGUUUCGUUCUGUUUUUUGUUUUGUUUCGUAAUUAAACAAUCUUUUUUGUCUCCGCCGAAUGCUUACUGAACAACAAAAUUAAGAUUUCACACUACUGUAGUACGAUUCUUAGAAACGAAAACCGAAUGAUUUUGUGCAACAUUUUGAAGGUAUGGCCUAAGUAAUAGUAGCUUGAGAAUGAAUUGAACAGUAGACAACAAGAGAGAAAAAGCGCAGCAAAAACAAGGGAACAAUCAAGAAUAGGAAACCAUACGGAGUUUUUUGCUGCACAACAUACGAUGCGAAUGCGAUUGCAACACAUUACACAAACAAAAGCACUCACCACAACACAAAAUACACAACAAUAUAAUACAUGCAGUUACAGCGCGAGAAAGAUAGAGAGAGAGAGAUACGAUAGUGGAUCAAUUGGAUAUUUCUUCCUUUUUUAAUAUGUGUCAUUUUUUAUGUAAUAUUUAAAUACUAAUUGUAAUAUUUCAUAUUAUACGUUUUGCGUCUCGGAAACAAAAGCUUCCAUUCUGUGUGUCUGUACCCGGUGCAGCGUAAUAAUCGAAAAUUAAUUUUUACGUUUUACACGGUACCGGUUUCGGUUUCAUAUUUUUUUUAUGUAAUUAAUUAAAGUAGAUGUGGAGUUACUUUACCGUAGCACACAGGGCGCAGAGAAGCGUGUAGAAGAUGCGAGGGAAGCGCGAGAUGAACCAGCAAGCGCGGGUAAAUUGGUAGGAAAGCAAAUUUCGGAACUGUCUACAUAAAAGCGAUAAAACAAACAUUGUUAGCCAUUGCACGUUAGAUUCUUUGCAAAUGUUUGUUUCUUUAUUAAAAAAAAAAUUAUCUCCAAAUUAUUCUUGGUAAAUGUAUGGUAGGGUUUGUGUUUUUGGCAACUGACACGCGUUGAUGAAGCUAAUACACACAAACGAACGCGCGAUGAGAGGAAGAUUGUGUCUCAAGUAUAGUAAUGGGGGGAGGCCCGCUCCUUGAUUGAUUUGUAUAAAUUAAAGAAACAAAAAAAAACUGAAUAUAAAUAUCAUUUUUACAUUUAUAAAUCGUCAUUGUUUUGCGUAAACACAACAACGGGAUUAUGAAUGGAUAAUAAUUGUAAAGCUGAGAUUUAUCA
Anopheles moucheti is the source of this 3853-nucleotide messenger RNA. Its product is annotated as synaptic vesicle membrane protein VAT-1 homolog-like. The coding region runs from base 523 to 2067 and encodes 514 amino acids. The transcript is spliced from 9 exons. Gene Ontology annotation, molecular function: oxidoreductase activity. Lineage: Eukaryota; Metazoa; Arthropoda; Insecta; Diptera; Culicidae. The record is from RefSeq and is a predicted model, not a curated record.